AGUUGUACUUGUAACCAAUGUAACCUGGCAAAGAACAUUUUUAUUGGUUAUAUUUGUCAACACGAAUGAUUUUUUGGUUUACAGGUUUGGACCCAAAAUGAAAAGCUUGGAUAGGCCCGAUAAGAAGGCAGACUAUAGAAAGCCUUACUGAUGUUUUAACAUUUGCUUGCCACUGCAAAUUUGGCGAGAGGAUCUGAAUCGUAUUGAGUGUUUUAAUUUUGUCUGGUAAAUUGAUCACAAGGUGUUCGAUAGAAUACCUGAGAGAGUUUCCGAAAGGUUUCUUCGUACUCCUUUCGAGUAAGUUGAAUAUUAAAGGUUGAAGAUGACGAUCUUGAAUGUUUGCUCAGAGAUUUUGAAGAUACAGAAGCUACGACGGGGUUUCUCUUACGCCGGAUUCUAUUGCUUUACUGCUGCUCUCACGUUUUUCUAUACAAACAACACAACAAGAGCAGGAUAUUCCAGGGGCGAUCAGUUUUAUGCAUCUUACCCUGCCGGCACGGAACUUCUGACCGACACAGCUAAGCUGUACAAAGCUGCGCUUGGAGCUUGCUAUGAAUCUGAGGAUUGGGGUCCUGUUGAAUUCUGCAUAAUGGCUAAGCAUUUUGAGCGCCAGGGAAAAUCUCCAUACGUUUACCACUCUCAAUACAUGGCUCACCUUCUUUCUCAAGGCCAGCUCGAUGGAAGUGGCUAGUGGCGUCGAACGAUUUAUACACAACUCUAUUUUUCUUAGUUCUGUAUCUAAUUUUGUUGUAACAAAACUUGUUAUCUCGAACACUUGUAAUGCUAUGGUAUAAAACCCGGAGAAAUGGACUGUUCUGAUCCGUGCUAAGAAAAAUAAGAGCACAAAAUGCCUGUAAAGGCAGGUUUACACACAA
Molecule: messenger RNA, 875 nt
Organism: Camelina sativa (false flax)
Lineage: Eukaryota; Viridiplantae; Streptophyta; Magnoliopsida; Brassicales; Brassicaceae
Source: RefSeq, a predicted model, not a curated record